Messenger RNA from Cynara cardunculus var. scolymus (artichoke), 3032 nucleotides. Its product is annotated as leucine-rich repeat receptor-like tyrosine-protein kinase PXC3. Gene Ontology annotation, molecular function: receptor serine/threonine kinase binding; protein kinase activity; ATP binding. The coding region runs from base 154 to 2856 and encodes 900 amino acids. Gene Ontology annotation, biological process: protein phosphorylation. The record is from RefSeq and is a predicted model, not a curated record. The transcript has 2 exons. NCBI's taxonomy places the organism in Eukaryota, Viridiplantae, Streptophyta, Magnoliopsida, Asterales, Asteraceae.
AGUAUAAUCUCUGCUCCCCACUCAUGUUCGAAGCAUAAUUCCAUAAAAAUUCUCUGAAAAAGUAGUGGGGUUUGCAUUAUCUUUCAAGAAAAGAGGGAAAGAACUCGAUUUUUUCGGUGGGUGUGGAUUGUGGAAGAAACACCCCUUACAAAAAUGGCGAAUUUGUUCUUGUUCUUGAUUCUGGCAAUUGCGUUUCUUUCAUGUUGUCAGAAGCCUGUGAGUUCUCAAGUCGUCAAUGGCGAUGAUGACGAUCUUAUCACUUUGUUAGCCAUUGGAAAGGAGCUUAGAUUGCUGGAUUGGGGCGAUAAUGGGCUCAAGAACACCUCAAAUUACUGCCUCUGGCCUCACAUUACUUGCAACUCCAAUCAUUCAUUGGUUGAAAAGCUUGUUCUUUCACAUCUAAGUCUUCAAGGUAACCUCACUUUAAUCUCUCAACUCAAGUCCUUGAAAUGGCUUGAUUUGUCUUUUAACACCUUCCAUGGAUCAAUUCCUCGAUCUUUUGGUAACUUAUCUGAUCUUGAGGUUCUUGAUUUGUCCUACAACAAGUUUGAUGGUUCAAUCCCCGUUGAAUUGGGCAAACUCGGAAAUCUGAAGUCAUUAAACCUUUCAAACAAUUUACUCAUAGGAUCAAUACCUAAUGAGCUUCAAGGGCUUGUAAAGUUGCAAGAUUUUCAAAUCUUUACCAAUCAUUUGAAUGGAAGUAUACCCAUUUGGAUGGGAAAUUUGACCAAGCUUAGGGUGUUCACAGCUUAUGAGAAUGAGUUAAGUGGUGAGAUACCCGAAACUUUAGGUUCGGUAUCAGAACUUCAUUUGUUGAACCUUCAUUCUAACUAUCUUGAAGGAUCGAUCCCGAAGAGUGUUUUCGCUAUGGGGAAGUUAGAGUCUUUGGUUCUGACUCAGAACAAACUUAGUGGUAGUCUGCCCGAAUCGAUAGGAAACUGUAAAGAUCUUUCUAGCAUCAGAAUUGGGGACAAUGAUCUCAUAGGAAACAUCCCAAGAGGAAUUGGUAAUCUUAGCAGCCUCACUUAUUUUGAAGCAGAUAACAACAAUCUUUCUGGUGAGAUUGUUUGGGAGUUUGCUCAAUGUGCUAACCUCACUCUCUUGAAUUUGGCUUCAAAUGGAUUUAGCGGGAUCAUACCUCCGGUUUUCGGUCAAAUGAUCAAUCUUCAAGAGUUGCUUGUUUCUGGGAACAGUCUUUUUGGAGAGAUUCCAACUUCACUUCUUAGCAACAAGAAUCUUAACAAGAUUGAUCUAAGUAACAACAGAUUCAAUGGGAGCAUACCUCAAAGUGUUUGUAACUCAUCAAGAUUGCAAUACUUGUUGUUGGGACAGAAUUCGCUGAUCGGGGAAAUACCUCACGAGAUUGGGAAUUGUGCGAAGCUGCUCGAACUGCAGUUGGGUGGUAAUUAUCUCACAGGAACAAUCCCUCCAGAAAUCGGUCGAAUCAAGAACUUGCAGAUAGCUUUGAAUUUGAGCUUCAAUCAUCUUCAUGGACAAUUGCCUCCUGAUUUGGGAAAGCUUGACAAGUUGGUAUCUUUAGAUUUUUCCAAUAAUCAACUCACUGGCAACAUCCCUUUGGCGUUAAGGGGCAUGUUAAGUUUGAUCGAUGUAAACUUUGCGAAUAAUCACCUCACUGGUCCGAUACCUACUUUUGCCCCUUUCCAAAAGAGCCCAAAUUCGAGCUUUUGGAAGAACGAAGGUCUUUGCGGAUACCCGUUGAAUUCUUUAUGCGGGAAUUCAAAUGAUACUAACGAGACCUUCCAUCACAAGGUUUCUUACAGAAUCGUGUUGGCUGUAAUUGGUUCGGGUUUGUUGGUGUUCAUAUCCGUUACCGUGGUUGUUGUUCUGUUCAUGAUGAGAGAAAAGCAAGAAAAGGCGGCAAAAACAGUUGGGAACGAAGAUGAAGAAAUCGAUGAUAAUAACAAGCCGUUGAUAAUAGCUGGAAAUGUGUUUGUGGAGAAUCUGAAACAAGCUAUAGACUUUGACGCUGUUGUGAAAGCAACGUUAAAAGAUUCGAACAAAAUCAGUAGCGGGACGUUUAGUACGAUCUACAAGGCAGAAAUGCCUUCGGGAUUGACAUUGUCGGUCAAACGGCUUAAAUCCGUGGACAAGACGAUACUUCAUCAACAAAACAAGAUGAUUCGAGAGCUUGAGAGACUCAGUAAUCUUUGCCAUGAUAACUUGAUCAGACCAAUUGGUUUUGCCAUAUAUGAAGAUGUGGCUCUCUUGUUGCACCAGUUUUUGCCCAAUGGAACGCUGGCUCAGUUUCUUCAUGAAUCUAGCAAAGAACCGGUGUACAAACCUGACUGGCCGGUGAGGCUUUCGAUUGCUGUUGGGGUUGCAGAAGGGUUGGCUUUUCUGCAUCAUCUGGCUAUCAUUCAUCUCGAUAUUUCUUCUGGGAAUGUUUUCCUUGAUUCCAAUUUCAAGCCUUUGGUGGGUGAAGUUGAGAUCUCGAAGCUCUUGGAUCCGUCACGUGGCACAGCUAGCAUCAGUGCCGUUGCUGGCUCGUUUGGUUACAUUCCUCCAGAAUAUGCAUACACAAUGCAAGUGACGGCUCCAGGGAACGUGUACAGCUUCGGGGUCGUUUUACUCGAGAUACUGACGACGCGGGUCCCAGUUGACGAAGAGUUUGGGGAGGGCGUGGAUUUGGUGAAGUGGGUUCAGGGUGCACCCUCGAGAGGCGAAACCCCUGAGCAGAUACUGGACGCGAAGCUGAGCACGGUUUCGUUUGGUUGGAGAAAAGAAAUGCUUGCAGGACUAAAGGUGGCUCUAAUGUGCACAGACACCACACCAGCCAAGAGACCAAAAAUGAAAAAAGUGGUGGAAAUGCUUCAAGAAAUCACAGAAAAUAAGUGAGAAUUAAUGUGUAGAGGUGGUUUUUGUAUGAUAGAAAUUUGUGGGAAAUUUGGGGGAAAUUUGUAUAUGUUGUAUGGACUUGAAGAACUGGGAAAGAACGCAUAUACAAAGCCUUCAUUUGUAUUAUGGAUGUAAGUUUUGGUUUCCCAAUUUUUAUGUAUGAGGAGAUUAAUGUC